AUGAGAGGUGAAGAAAUGGAGUGCCAUGAGCUUGGACAACCUGGAGAAAACUGGCUGAAACCUGGAGAAGAGAAGGAUGAGGAAGUGGCUGGAGGGAGGUGUGAGAUCAAUGAAGAUUUUCAUUGGUUCUUAAAGAUGGGAGAAGCAGAACCAUGUGCAAAUUUUGAUUACAAAUCUCGGUCUAGACAUUCAGAACUAGCCAGUUAUGCUGAGUCAGUUGUCUGUGUGAGCCUGGCACACAGCAAACUCACAAGGUCCCUGCCCACUGGCCUCCUCCCUGACCUGCGCGACCUGGGUAGGGAAGGGGGCGGUAGGAGCGCCGGACUCGGCACUGCGCGCCCAUCCUGCGGAGAGACCCGGUGCGUGGCGGCUGGCGCGGUGCGGGAGGGUCCACGAUGCCCGAGUAACGGCUCCUUCGCCAACUGCUGCGAGGCGGGCGACCGAGCGGAGAGCCGGGUCUGGACUGGGGCAGGAGGCGCGCGGCCUCCGGGACCCUCCGGGACCCCCCGGCCGCCCUGGGUGGCGCCCGCGCUGUCCGCCGCGCUCAUCGUCACCACCGCGGUGGCCAUCGUGGGCAACCUCCUGGUCAUCCUCUCGGUGCUCGGGAACCGCAAGCUCCGGAACGCAGGUAAUUUGUUCUUGGUGAGUCUGGCAUUGGCUGACCUGGCCUUGUACCCCUACCCGCUAAUCCUCUUGGCCAUCUUCCAUGACGGCUGGGCCCUGGGGGAGGCGCGCUGCAAGGCCAGCGCCUUUGUGAUGGGCCUGAGCGUCAUUGGCUCCGUCUUCGACAUCACCGCCAUCGCCAUUAACCGCUACUGCUACGUCUGCCACAGCGUGACCUACCACCGCAUCUACUGCCACUGGUACACCCCCCUCUACAUCUGCCUUGUCUGGCUCCUCACCCUGCUGGCCCUGGUGCCCAGCUUCUUCGUGGGGUUCCUGGAGUAUGACCCACGCAUCUACUCCUGCACCUUCAUCCAGACGGCCAGGUCCCAGUACACGGUGGCAGUGGCGGUCGACCACUUCCCACCCAUGGCUGUUGUGUGCUUCUGUUAUCUGCGCAUCUGGGCGCUGGUGCUCCGGGCCUGCAGGAAGGUCAAGUCGGAGGACAAUCCAUGCCUGUGGUCCAGGAACAUCCAGAGCUUUCUGACCACGUUCAUGGUGUUUGUGAUCUUCGCCAUCUGCUGGGCACCGCUGAACUGCAUCGGCCUUGCUGUGGCCAUCGACUCAGAAGUGGCUCCCCGGGUCCCAGAGGGCCUCUUUGUCACUAGCUACUUCCUGGCUUAUUUCAACAGCUGCCUUAAUGCCAUCGUCUAUGGGCUCCUGAACCAGAACUUCUGCAGGGAAUACAAGAAGAUCGCCUCUGCCCUCUGGAACCCAUGGCACUACCUGCAGGACUCUUCCAAGGGCAGCCGGGCAGAGGGGCCAGAAAGCCAAGCUCCCCCAGUGGUUAACAUCCAGCCCCCCGUCCAGGCAGAUGCUCUCUUGUGUGAUCCCCGGCCGGGCGACAAACUCCUGCAAUGA
Balaenoptera acutorostrata (minke whale) is the source of this 1524-nucleotide messenger RNA. It is a transcript of the gene MTNR1B, whose product is annotated as melatonin receptor 1B. Gene Ontology annotation, biological process: G protein-coupled receptor signaling pathway. Gene Ontology annotation, molecular function: melatonin receptor activity. NCBI's taxonomy places the organism in Eukaryota, Metazoa, Chordata, Mammalia, Artiodactyla, Balaenopteridae. The record is from RefSeq and is a predicted model, not a curated record. Gene Ontology annotation, cellular component: membrane.